GUUUCUCAAUCAAUACAAUACCAAAAAAGCAAAACUCCCCCUCUCUUUUUGGUGUUUCUGUACAUUUUGCUAUGUGUUGCAUUUAAACAACAAAAGCUUUUCUUCUUUCUUUUAUCAGAGAAACAAAGAAAAGAAAAGAAAAAGUAUGGCUCUAGAGGCUGUGGUCUAUCAGCAAGACUUGUUUGCUCACACUAGCAAAGAACUCUACAAUUUGCUAGGAGCUGGGACUUGGACCUAUGAUGAAGUUUCCCUGGGAAAGGAUGAUUAUGAUCAUAAACUCUGCUCUUUUGAUAAUUUUCUCCAGAACCAAGCAGAAAAUUUCCUUCAUGGGGAUUGGAAGUUUUCUUCUUCACCACCACCACCACCUUCUUCCAUGUUUCCUCAUUUCAGUGAAAUGCUCCAAGCUAAUAACCCAUCCCCAGAUGCUGAGAAUGCCAAUAAUGGACUAACUACUGUUGCUUCUGCUACUGAUCACUUGUUGGAUCAUUCCUCCUCAUCCACUGUGGCUGCUCCUCGAGCUAAGAGACGUCGAUCCAGGAGUAGAAAAAACAAAGAAGAGAUCGAGAAUCAGAGAAUGACCCACAUUGCAGUCGAGCGUAAUCGAAGAAAGCAAAUGAAUGAGUAUCUCUCAGUUCUCCGAUCUUUAAUGCCUGAUUCUUACGUUCAAAGGGGUGACCAAGCUUCAAUUAUUGGAGGGGCCAUUAAUUUUGUGAAGGAGCUAGAGCAACGCUUGCAACUACUUGGUGGGAAGAAAGAAACAAAGGAAAAAUCUAGUGGUGGAGGAGAAGCCACUUCGCUGCCUUUCUCUGAAUUCUUUACAUUCCCACAGUACUCAAUAACGAGUCCAACUCAGAGUGAAAACUCAGCGGCAGCAGCAAACGAAACCAUGAGUGCGACUCAGUCUUCUGCAAGUAUUGCAGAUAUAGAAGUGACCAUGGUGGAGAGCCAUGCAAAUCUCAAAAUCAGAUCAAAAAGGAGACCAAAGCAGCUUCUGAAAAUUGUUUCUGGAUUACAUACUAUGCGUCUUACUAUCCUUCACUUAAAUGUCACAACUCUUCACCAAAUGGUCCUUUAUUCUCUGAGUGUUAAGGUAGAAGAUGAUUGUAAGCUGAGUUCAGUAGAUGAGAUUGCUACAGCAGUGUAUGAGAUGCUAGGUAGGAUUCAAGAAGAGUAUUCUGUGAUGAACUAAUAAAUCAAAUGAUCAAGUUUUUUAUUUUUAUUUUUAUUUUGUAAUUUGAUUUUCUUGGGGCAGUUCUUGAUUUUGAGGCUUUGAAAGGCUCAUUGCAACUAAUGUCUCUCCAAUUUCAAUAUUAGUAUUUAGCUUUGUAGAAUAUGCUGCUGUAUUUUGGAGGUUUCUGUUUCUUUGCUUACAACUGUUUUCACCUUUUGCCUUUUUCUGGGGUUAUUAGAAGAUGAGCAUCUUUGCGUCUUAGCCA
Messenger RNA from Manihot esculenta (cassava), 1436 nucleotides. Its product is annotated as transcription factor bHLH94. Gene Ontology annotation, biological process: regulation of transcription by RNA polymerase II. NCBI's taxonomy places the organism in Eukaryota, Viridiplantae, Streptophyta, Magnoliopsida, Malpighiales, Euphorbiaceae. Gene Ontology annotation, molecular function: RNA polymerase II cis-regulatory region sequence-specific DNA binding; protein dimerization activity; DNA-binding transcription factor activity, RNA polymerase II-specific. The record is from RefSeq and is a predicted model, not a curated record. The coding region runs from base 146 to 1189 and encodes 347 amino acids. The transcript is spliced from 3 exons.